Molecule: messenger RNA, 501 nt
Organism: Haemonchus placei
Lineage: Eukaryota; Metazoa; Nematoda; Chromadorea; Rhabditida; Trichostrongylidae
Source: the annotation of a GenBank genome assembly
AUGAGGGAGAAAAUAACGGAACUCGGGAAUGGCUAUUAUGGCAGUAUGCUUCGCAAGGCGCUUACACAGCAAGAGAAUGGGGUCUAUGACACUUCCAUCAAACAGAUCGAUCUUGACCUGGUACGGACUCUUUCGGCCAACAGCAUGUUUGCCGAUCCAGAUUCGGAAAAGGUGAAACAACUACGGAGAGUAUUGUACGCCUACAGAUACCAUGACACGUUGAUAGGAUACUGCCAGGGCUUGAAUCGCAUAGCUGCAGUAGCACUACUAUAUCUUGAUGAAGAAGACGCAUUCUGGUUUUUAAUCGCAUUUACAGAACUUCAGCCUCCCAAUUAUUAUGCGAGUAAUCUAAUUGGUGCUGUGGCUGACCAGAAGUUCGAUUUGAAUAUCACUGUGACAAGAAAACAUAAAAGCAACAAAUUCGAGAAAUUCUUCAGUCUUGUUCCUAGCCUUGUGACAGAAAAUGGUGGAGGAAUCGUACUUCCGAGGGAAAACAUCUGA